Branchiostoma floridae (Florida lancelet) is the source of this 534-nucleotide messenger RNA. RefSeq lists its product as uncharacterized. The transcript is spliced from 5 exons. The coding region runs from base 1 to 534 and encodes 177 amino acids. Gene Ontology annotation, cellular component: intracellular anatomical structure. The record is from RefSeq and is a predicted model, not a curated record. NCBI's taxonomy places the organism in Eukaryota, Metazoa, Chordata, Leptocardii, Amphioxiformes, Branchiostomatidae.
AUGGACCGGAACAUUGUGAAGACAAUGAAUAAAAGUGGGUUCCAUCAACUUGUGGAACUGUACAACAUGCAGAAACAUCCUGAGGGAGGCUGGUUUAAAGAGUCCUUCAGGUCCUCCGUCCAUUUUCAGACUACAGAAGAUAUUAAAGACGGUACGGAGUCCGCCGCCGCCACAGUUUGUUACUACCUGCUUCCUGAGGAUGUGCUGUCUACCUGGCGUCGUCUGACGUCAGACGAAAUAUGGCUGCACCAAGAUGGCGGCUGUCUCAAGAUUCAUAUGAUUGACGCCAAUGGGGUCUACUCUACCGCUGUUCUUGGAAGCACGCUGGAGCACAGGGAAGCCAAGUAUGAAGUCCUCGUGCCCGCCGGGGUUUGGGGUGCAGCAGAAGUAAUGUACGGCGGCGAAUUUACGCUCAUAAGCUGUGUCGUCGCACCAGGUUUUGACUGGAAGGGUUUGGAGCUUGGCCAAGAAGAAGAGUUGGUGUCUUCCUUUCCACAUCUGGCCGCCGUCAUCAAGUCGUUUUGCAGACUUUAG